Messenger RNA from Pestalotiopsis fici W106-1, 870 nucleotides. RefSeq lists its product as uncharacterized. The transcript is spliced from 2 exons. The coding region runs from base 1 to 870 and encodes 289 amino acids. NCBI's taxonomy places the organism in Eukaryota, Fungi, Ascomycota, Sordariomycetes, Amphisphaeriales, Sporocadaceae. The record is from RefSeq and is a predicted model, not a curated record.
AUGGAGAAGUGCUGGUUUGUACUGCGCCAGACGCACUACCCUGCCCCCGAGUACAAGCAUGAGAGCAUGGCUUUCGGUGAGGCUGAGGGCCCUGUACGAUUGGGUCACUUCAUCCCGGGACCCAAGAAGAUUGACAAUGUGAUCAACACAGGCGGUGUAUUUCCAUUCCCACGCGACAUGCGUAUACUUCGUACUGAAAUCGCAGACUUUUGCUUCUCCAAUAGGACUGAAAAAGGCCUCGAACUGUCUGGCAAUGCUAGUGUGCCUAUUGCAUCUGCUAUUGGCAUGAGCAUCAAGGCUGAAGCAGGUGUGGCAUUCACACGCAUCAUGGGCAGCGAGUGGACCGUCGACCAUAUGGAAACAUACAUUGUACAACCGACGAUACAUUAUCUUGAACAGUGUCGGCAGUCAUCUGAGCUGAAAGCAUGGAUAGACAAGAACAAGACACUGGGUGCCUGGAAAAUUUAUAUGAUUAGCGGAUUGAUGGUUGCUCGUGGCGCAACGCGUGAGAGACAUUCAACUGCGAAAGCGCAACAGGGAGCUGGCCCUGGUCUUGAUGUACCAACCUCAGCGACAUUAGAGGUGACGACCAAAGUUAAAGACGAAAGAGAAGCCACAAUUACCGGCCAAUUCAAGACAGACUUUGUCUGGGCAUAUCGACUGAGCGAAGUGUCCACAGGAAUCUUCGAUUCCGACCUCUCCGUCAAGACUGUGAAACCGCGAGGAAAAUUGGGUUCAGUAAUGGCGCCUCGGCCAGACGAUGUGGAUAUCGUAUCUGUUCUAGCCCAAGAAGGCCUCCAGGAUGCACAAAUGUUUGAGAUUUGGAAUGGCACCGAACAGCAGUUCUUUGUCACAAUAGACGGACUUUGA